AAUUCAAAAUACAAUACACGAUGAAAUAACUAAGCCAGGCAUGCGCGUUACAACUAACCUACUUAUCGUUUCAUUGCCAAGUCAUUGAACUACCGUUAAUACGUUCAUAGCAGAAUUCGUUUAAACCUCGACCUUUGUACAAAAUGACCUAGUUAAGGUGAACAACAUUAUUACCAUAAAUUAAUUGAGAAUGAGUUUCUGUCUUGGGUUUCUUAACCUAAAAAGAUUUAAAGAUGGUGCAUAUUUUUACAGAAGAGUGAAUAGAAUGUGUUCUACGAUUGUUACCAUAAGUGAUGGGCAGAUCAAGGGUAAAAGUGCAAGUGAUGAAAGGGGUGGAACGUAUUUUAGUUUUCAAGGUAUACCCUACGCGAAACCACCUGUUGGAAAUUUAAGAUUUAGGGAUCCACAACCAUUAGAAAAAUGGACUGGAGUCCUAGAUGCCACAAAACAGAGGAAAGGGUGCUUUUCCAGAAAGUUUCUGGGAAGUGGUUUUAUUGGAAGAGAAGAUUGUUUAAUUUUGAAUGUUUACACUCCGAAUACCAAAGAAGAUAGUUCACCAAAACCAGUAUUGUUCUGGAUUCAUGGAGGAGGGUUUACGUCUGGAUCCAGCACCACUGACUUAUAUGGGCCUGAAUACUUAAUGCCAGAAAAUGUAGUUUUAGUAACAAUAAAUUACAGACUUGGAGCGUUAGGAUUUUUGAAAUUUGAUGAUCCAUCCCUUGAAGUGCCUGGAAAUGCUGGUUUAAAAGACAUGGUUAUGGCUUUAAAAUGGGUACAAAAACACAUUAAAAAUUUCGGCGGAGACCCCAACAAUGUAACCAUAUUUGGAGAAAGUGCGGGAGGAGCCGCUGUUCAGUACCUAAUGUUAUCUCCUUCAUCGAAGGGUUUAUUCCAUAAGGCUAUCCUGCAAAGUGGGUCAGCUUUGAACCCAUGGGCUAGUGGCGACCCAGACAGCACUAAAAAGUUAGCAAAGGUUUUGGGAUUGAAUCCAAGCAAUGAACGCGAAGUUUUAGACAAGUUACAAAGCAUGAAGGUGGAGGAUCUUUUUACAAAUGGUGUGACAAAAUUAAAAGAUAGUUACAGUCCAGGCCAACUCAGACCAUUCUGUCCCUUAUUGGAUUGUAAAUCAUGUUUUGUCUCCAAAGAUCCUGUGGAUGCAAUACAAUCUGGAAACUACCAUAAGGUGCCCAUGUUGAUGGGAUGUACAUCCGAUGAAGGCAUGUUAAUACAUUUUUUAACACCAAAAAAGCAUCUUACAUCUGAAACGUCCUUCAUACCUCAAAAUAUGAAAGUGCAAAGAGGAUCACCUUUAUAUAAAGAAGUGGCGCAUAAAAUUAAAAAGUACUACUUGGGUGACGACUUGAAAGCUACAGAUUUUUACAGGUUAUUUACAGAUAACUAUUUCUUACUGGGGGUUUAUAGAAGUGCUAAACACCACAUAGAAACCAACGAUCAACCCAUAUAUUUCUAUCGGUUUUCUCUGGAUACAGAGUUGAACUUUCUUAAAAGACUACUGGAUAUUUCUGAUCCAGGAGCUUGCCAUGUGGAAGACAUUGCCUACUUAUUCAAAGGCGCCACAUCUCCAGAUCUUAAACCUGGCAGCAUAGAAGAAACAAGUGUACGUAGGAUGACAAAAAUGUGGACUGAUUUCGCUAGAUUUGGAAAUCCCACACCAAAUACCAACACGUUAAUACCGACCAAGUGGUUGCCAAUCACCAAAGAAAAAUUUAAUUAUCUGCGAAUUGAAAAAGACCUUAAAAUGGAUGUAGAUUUGGAACGAGAAUCUAUGGAGUUUUGGUCUAAAGUGGAAGAUGAUUUAAAGUUCAAAAAUAAAUUGUGAUAUAUUUAAGAUGUUGUGAUGUACCAAAUUUAAAUAAAUAUGUACAUAGUGUUUUGAUAUAAUAUAUUUUUAACAAGUA
This is a messenger RNA of Brassicogethes aeneus, 1919 nucleotides long. NCBI's taxonomy places the organism in Eukaryota, Metazoa, Arthropoda, Insecta, Coleoptera, Nitidulidae. The record is from the annotation of a GenBank genome assembly.